UAAUUCAAUCUUAUAAAACUGAUUUUUAAGGUGAGAAUUGUCUUAUUUUUGUACACUAUGACCAUCUCAUUAACUGAAGUGGCAUCUCCAACAAUAUUUAUUUCAGUUUAUUUCUCCUUUGACUAUUUAAGGAUGCAAUCACUAGACAAAAUGUAUAUUUCAUACACUAGAACGUAGAACCACCAGAGAGUGAAUAUGAGUCCCCAGAGUUUCAUUUUCCUUGCUAGCAUGCUUCUUAUGUUGCUAAUAGCUGGUUGUCAUGCUCAACUUCGAGUUGACUAUUACAGAAGCACAUGUCCAAAUGUUGAAUCAAUUGUACGCAGUGCAGUUGAGAUAAAACUUCAGCAGACUUUUGUGACAGCUCCUGCUACGCUUAGGCUCUUCUUCCAUGAUUGUUUUGUUAGGGGAUGUGAUGCUUCUGUGAUGCUAGCUUCAAGAAACAACACAUCAGAGAAGGAUAAUCCUAUAAAUCUUUCACUAGCUGGUGAUGGGUUUGACACUGUGAUCAAAGCCAAGGCUGCUGUUGACCGUGUACCCGGCUGCCAGAAUAAGGUUUCAUGUGCUGACAUAUUGGCAAUGGCAACUAGGGACGUGAUAACAUUGACAGGAGGACCAUCUUAUGCAGUAGAGUUGGGAAGGCUAGAUGGGAGAAUCUCUACAAAAGCCAGUGUUAGACACCAUCUACCUCAUGCUGAAUUCAAACUAACACAGCUGAGCCAAAUGUUUGCUUCACAUGGCCUCACCCUCACGGAUCUAGUUGCUCUAUCAGGAGCACAUACUAUUGGGUUCUCUCACUGCAGCCAGUUCUCCAAACGCAUUUACAACUUCAAAAGCAGGAAAAGUAUUGAUCAUACACUUAAUCCUGCUUAUGCAAAACAGCUCCAACAAGUGUGUCCAAAAGAUGUGGAUCCCAGAAUUGCCAUUAACUUGGACCCUAUUACACCUAGGACAUUUGAUAACCAAUACUACAAGAAUCUCCAGCAAGGAAGAGGACUCCUUGCUUCUGAUCAAGCUUUGUUUACUCAUAAAGGAUCAAGAGAUAUAGUGAACUUAUUUGCAUCCAACAACACAGCCUUUGAAAAGUCUUUUAUAAGUGCUAUAACAAAGCUUGGACGGGUUGGGAUCAAAACUGGAAACCAGGGUGAAAUCAGGCAUGAUUGCACAAUGAUUAACUGAGCCACUUUGUUUAUGUUCAGAUCAUUGUCUAAUAUUUCUUUCAUUUUCUUUGUUUAAUAAUAUCUGAAAGACCACUUCAGGAAUGGGGAUAAUAAUAAAAUACACAGAAAGCCACUUUAGUAGAAUUUGAUUCUAGAACAGUUUCUAAAAUCUAUGUAGACUAAGCAUGACUUCAGUUGACACUGUUUUAGUUCGAUUCAAAUAAUGAAGCGUUUAUUUUAUUUUUAA
This is a messenger RNA of Cajanus cajan (pigeon pea), 1404 nucleotides long. RefSeq names its product peroxidase 16. Gene Ontology annotation, molecular function: peroxidase activity; heme binding. NCBI's taxonomy places the organism in Eukaryota, Viridiplantae, Streptophyta, Magnoliopsida, Fabales, Fabaceae. Gene Ontology annotation, biological process: response to oxidative stress; hydrogen peroxide catabolic process. The record is from RefSeq and is a predicted model, not a curated record.